ACUAGACUGGCCAAGGCAGACCUGUUACACUUGCCUGAGUUAGGCAUUGUUUGCCAUGCCACUAAACCUGCCGCCAAGUGAAAUCUUCAUGGGGGAAAUGAGAUUGAAGUCUGGCCUGCUGAAGAUGGACGCCCUGUCUCUGUUUUCAUUUUAUUUUGCUAUCCUUCUUUUGUUUAUUUUAUUUUCACUUUUUAAUUUUUUUUUCCGUUUUGUUCUGUUAAAUCCCUUACCCUUGUACUUGUGAACUGGUAAUUCAGCUGUGAAAAAAAUUAUGCUUUGUAAAGGAUUCAUAGUGUUUCAUUUUGAAGUCGACCUGAAGCUACUUGUGGAUGGUAUACAGAGAAUUUAGGAUAUGUUUAAGUUUUAUGCUGUGAGUUAUGGAUAAGUUUUGUUUGGAAUACAUUUAAGCAUCUAAAUUCAAAAGAUGAACACAUUGUGUCAGACUGGAAUAGUGAAAACUAUAUCAGUUUUAAGAUGCAUUCUUUCAUAUGUUAUGCUUUGUGAGCUUAUCUUGAAAGAAAAGUUAAAACUUUCUGGAGAAAUUCACUUUACAAAGUAAAAUCAUUAUUUUUCUCUGCUAUUUUUCCUUUUCUCAGCAGAGUACUUUUAGGCUGCAUGAUCUGUUUAAAAGAAGGCUUUCUAUUUAUAUCUAAUAAGAAGAGUUUAAAAUAAUUAUUUCUGAUAUUGAGAUUUCAUGAGUAUUGAAUGUCAUGAAAUAUUUGUUUGCUUCUGAUGAAACCUUGCUCCAGUGAGGUCAGUGGCAGUAAGAUUUCAUCCUUUUUUUUUGUAAUUUUGAGAAAAAAACUGUUUACCACUCAUAAGUACAAAUGCAGCCUGAUAUUUUUGUUGGAAUGUGUUGUAAGGCACAUUGUCUUUCAACACUGUUAUUCAUGGGAAGAUUGAAAAGUUUUGUGUGCGUGUAUGUGUGUAUUGCGCUUUUACUUGCUCUGGUGGUCAUUAUUUCAAUAAGAGGUUAAAAACAAAUUAUCAUCUCACAAUCUCAGAAACCCUGGCAGUUCAUGCUAGAGUGAUUGAGAAAGUUCUUAUUCCUAAAUGAUGUUUGUUCUUGUGAAACAGAAGCCCUAAAACAGAAGUGCUGGACCAGGUAAUGUGUCUAGUCCUCAAGCAUUACUCUUCCCAGCCAGCUGCAUUGGGACCAAUUGGCUUGAUUCUCAUAAUGCACCAAGCUGAGAACUGUAGCUGGGAAGAGCUUCCUGAUCUCUGUUGGAUUUAGCUGUGCCAGUUGAGGUAAUUACAAGUAGUUGUAAUCUUUUAAAUCUCUGCUGCUAAAUCCAAUAAGAAUCAUGAACUGAAUCACACAGAAAUUAUUUUAUUUGUAAGUGUGCAUUUUCCAUUGAUUUAAAAUAGUAGAAAAAUAACAAUUCCUUUAAAAUUUUCAAGUAAAUGUAAAAAGAAAGUAUUUAAAAAAGAAAUGUACUUAGUUAUUUUUGAAGCUGUUUUGGGGUGAUGGGAGGAUUAACCAUGUAGUUUCAGUAUAAAGAGUAAGAAAUUAAUUUCUGAGCACAUGGACAGUGAUAAAAAUACUGUGAUUAGUACCUGCUUAACACAGAUAUUUCUGUUUAUCAUUUAACAAAAUGGAUUCUGGUACAGACUAUGUUGACUAGGGCUCUUAAGCACUUAGGAAAACUACAUUUCUGAAGAAGCAUAAGUUAUCUCUAGGUAAUACAGAGCUAAUCUACAUUUGCUUUCAGAUUCAUUUGCAAAGUGAAGAAUAAAUAAAUAAAUAAAUUAUCAUAGAAUCUAAUUUACUAAACACUCAUGCAUUCAAAUAAAUAUUUCUAAGGAUGCAGUAUAGAUGUGGCAAAUUUAUUUUGCUUGUUUCCCUUAUUAGAAAAUAAAUAUAUUUGCCUCAUUUCCAUUCGGCUUUUAAAUACCAUGAGUUUAAAAACCAAAACAGUUAUUAUUAAAGUGUCCUAAUUUAUGUCAUUACUGACAUAUUUUGUUGUAUUUUUGUGGGCUUGUAUCCCUUUUUAAAAUAAAUUAAUGGAGGCUGUAACUUCUGAGGUUAUUUGGCCUUACAUAUUAAUUUGUUUUUCAAAACUGUCUAAAAACCAAGGAAAUAAAUUUGCAAGAUAUUUCAGGCUUUUGGUUUUGGGGUUUUUUUCCCUCAACAGUUUAUUUUCUAUAGAAUUGUUUAAAAGUUUAACCUGAUCUUAAAAACUUAAAACCUAGAAAGGGGUAUCUUUUCGAAAGACAGUAUCUGAAAAUACAAACAAAUUUUCAGGGUUCUGUCUGUAGAGGUAGGCCUUUCUUCAUUUUUGAAUAAAAUAAAUGAACAGAUCUUUGUGGCAUGGACCUGAUCAACUAAAUUUUGUAUUUAAUGUUAAACAUUAUGUUGUUUAAGGACCAAAGUAUUCUGGAAAUAAUGCUGCUAGCUUUAUAGUUUAUAUAUGUAUGUAAUUCAUUUUUUAAAACUAUAAUAGUUUAUUUAACUGAAAUUGUUCAAUUUAUUCCUUAAGCAAUGUUUGAGGAAAUGAAUAAUGAAUAACUGCAAUUAUUUCAGUAAGGUGAACCAUAUGCUUAAAGUUUAGAAUUGUAUUUAAGUACAUUUCUGAACUUGACUCCCUGUCAGUUUAGUUAUAUGCAUAUGCAUAACUCAUUUCCUAUCUAAAAGGGCUAAAUGUCUUAAGCAUCUCUUAAGUUUAUCUGGUUAAGUGUGUAUUGAAUUGGCUGUAUGUAAGUGCAUACUUAAAUUAGGCAUAUGCUUAUGUAUAUUAUUGACCGAGGAUCUAAAUUACAAUACAGAUGUACCACUUUAGAAGCCAUUAAAUUGAGCCAUGUCUGUUGAUCCUGUAGAAACCUCUAUGACUAUCCAGUUAAUUGCAAGAUGCUGGCUCAGCAAUUAUUUGAAAACGCUUAAGUAUUUUGUUUUUCAGAAGAACUGGUAUAUAAUUGUAUGCCUAAUUUGCACACACAGUUGUUGGAACUGUAUAUUUGGAAACCUGUUAGUUAGCUACAUAGUAGGCAGGAUGUGAGGCAAAGUACCUGAUUCUCAUGGGCAGUCUGGCAAAUCAAGUACGCCUCUCAUUGCAUGCCUGACUUCAAAAUGAGACCUGUUAAGAGUGCUCAGCAUUGUGAUGAUGACUCGGAUUUAUGCAUGUUUUUAUAAAAGCCCUGGAAAAUAUAAUAGCACAGUUUAUUCUUAAUUGUUAAUAAUUUUCCUAUUUUUCUCCUUUGGAUAGCAAAAUAAAGUGGUUUGUUACAUGUUAAGGAGCAAGGUGCCUCAAAACUUAAAUAAAAUAAGUCUAAAUAGAAGGUGUGAGAAAAAAGAAGAGUACUGUUUUUUCUAAUCCACUCAUGCUAUAUAUAAAUUAAUUUUCAUUUAUAUUUGUUUUGUCCUUUGUAUCUCCAACUCUAACCGAGUCCUUGCUGCAGAUCUGUAGAACAGUGAUGCAGCCAACACGAACGGUUGUCAUGUGUAAAACAGCUUUCGAUCACCGUGAAAACACCGCCCCGGAAAAGCAUCCAUGCUUGAUACCGUUUGGUUCAUGAACAUUAAGUUUCCAGUACAGGUAAAAUCCCAGAUGAAGCCAAAGCCCUUUCUCUAUUGGCACCUGCUCCUACUAUGACAAGUCUGAUGCCCGGUGCAGGGUUGCUUCCUAUACCUACACCAACCCCUUUAAGUACACUUGGUGUUUCACUUGGCACUUUGGGGGCUAUACCAGCAGCAGCAUUGGACCCUAACAUUACAACACUGGGAGAAAUACCACAGCCACCAAUUAUGGGGAAUGUGGAUCCAUCCAAGAUUGAUGAAAUUAGAAGAACAGUCUACAUUGGAAACUUGAAUUCACAGACUACAACAGCAGAUCAGCUGCUUGAAUUUUUUAAGCAAGUUGGAGAAGUCAAAUUUGUGCGAAUGGCAGGUGAUGAGACACAACCAACACGAUUUGCUUUUGUGGAAUUUGCAGACCAAAAUUCUGUACCUCGAGCUCUUGCCUUUAAUGGAGUUAUGUUUGGAGACAGGCCACUGAAAAUAAAUCACUCCAAUAAUGCAAUAGUGAAGCCUCCUGAAAUGACACCACAAGCUGCUGCCAAGGAACUGGAAGAAGUGAUGAAGAGAGUAAGGGAAGCCCAAUCUUUCAUAUCUGCUGCUAUUGAGCCAGAGUCUGGAAAGAGCAGCGAAAGAAAAUGUGGUCGAUCUCGUUCCCAUUCUCGUUCAGAAUCCAGGUCUAGCUCAAAAUCCCAAUCUAGAAGGAAAAGAUCUCACUCAAAACACAGAAGUAGAUCUGGCAACAGAUCACUGUCAAGACAAAAGGACAGACGAAGAUCCAGAAGUCCCCUGAAAAAACGGUCUAGAUCUAGGGAAAGGUGGAGAUCAAGAAGUCGCUCUCAUUCUUGGGACAAAAAAAGAGACAAAGAAAAAGUCAAGGAAAAAGAAAAGGCCAAAGAAAAGGAGAGAGACCAAGACAAAGAGAAGGAGAGAAACUGGGACAAAGAAAAGGAAAGAGAGCGAGAUAAAGAGAGACACAGGGAUAAGGACAAGGAAAAGGACCAGGAGAAAGAACGGCAUAAAGAUCGAGAGAGAGUUAGAGGCAAGGAUAGGGAUAGAGACAGGGACAAGGACAGGGAAAAGAACAAGGAGGAGAAGGAAAAAGACAGAGAACAGGUAGACCAGAACAAGGAAAAAUAUGUUAUGAAAGAGGGGGAAAAGGAUAGAGAGAUUAAGGACAAGGAGGGCGAUAAGGACAGAAGGGAAAAAGGGGACAAAGAAAAGGAGAAAGAUGAGAAGAAAGAGAAGAAGGCACAAGAAAGAGAAAAAGAGAGAGAUGAUAAAAAAAAGAAAGAGAAGAGAUCCAGAACACCCCCAAGAAGCUAUAGCUCUUCAAGAAGAUCUUGUAGCUCCAGCAGAGGUGAUAGGAAAGAGUCAUCUUUGACAGAUAGAGAAAGACGUAAAAGAAAGAGUAGAAGUCUCUCCAAGUCUCCUAAAACGACCAAAAAAAAGUCUUCACAAACUCCUUCUCCGAUAAGAAACAAGAAAGAGAAAAAAAGAGAAAGAGAUACAAAUAAUGAAAGAAAAGAAAGGGAAUACUUCAAGAAAAAAAUUAGUAAAGUAAAAGAGGGAAAGGAGAAAUCUGACAAAAGCACCACUACUUUGAAGGACAAAGAUCACACUGAAGAGGAUCAGAAUUCAGAAACUGACAAGGAAGUAGGCAAUAGAGAUACAGAAAGGAUUGGUGAAGUCCAACUACAACAGAAUGGGAACUGUCGACCAAAUAACGAAAACCAUUCAAUUAAAAUGGAAGAGGUUUAAAGCAAAAAAAUGGACCACUAACUCAACUAAGGGAUGAAAUAUGAAACUUUUUAUUUCCCAGAACAAGGAAGAAAAUAUCAAUGUAAUCAACCUGAACAUGGUGAUAGUACUAGUAGCUCUCCCAAUUCUAGUAACAGUUUUGUCAAUUUCUUGCUGUAAAGCAAGAGAGCACAGACCAGUAGUUAUACCCUGAAAAGGCAGAUGACAUAAGAACUAUUCACGUCUGAAAAUCCAUGGAUCUCCAUGAUAGCUGUACUUGUAAAAUGAUUUAAGUUUUGCCAUUUUCUGUUACGAAUAAGUAGAAACUGAAAGAUAUAAACCUGUACUAUCAAAAAAAAGCUGAAUAUAUGUAUUGAAGAUUGUUUAAAGUUCUGCUUGUUCAUGAAUUUUGUAUUGACUUAUUUUUAAGGUUAAAAAUCUACCAAACCUUCAAUGUGUACUGUUUGAUGUGCUUCAAAAUGGUGCAUAAAUGUACACAUUUUCUUCUGUUAUAAAUUAAAAUUAUUUUUAAACAUAAACAGAGUUUUAUGGCUCUUAUGUUAAAUGCCCACUGACUAGAUUGUUUUUCAUUUGCUUCUUGAGAUUGUUGGAUUUUAUUUAAAACAAUUUCUUACUGUUAUGCUUAAAAUAAUUAUUUCUUUUAAAGUACUUGGACAAUGCAUGAUACUUUUCUGUUCCAAAAAAGAACGUGGCUAUGUUAUAGAUAACAGGUUAGCUUACUGGGUUAUUUCAGGGUUGUUUUGGAUUUUUGUUUAUUUUUGUCCUCCCAAAAGUAAGCACAUUUAUAUGAUAUUAUGGUAACUUACAGCUUUGUUUUGAAUAGUACGGCAGUGUGUCUGUUCAGCUGCAAAUAGUACAGGUGCCAUUAUGAAUUUUUUUUUUUCUUACUUGUUUAAAAAACUAUGGGAACACAAGCAGAAGCUUUAGUGCCUUCUUAAAAUAAUGUGGUAUUUUCCAGAAAUGUUUGUGCUAUUACUUAUUUUCAGCUAAAUCUUACAUUAUUUCUAUUGCUAUUUGCCACCACAAUACUGUAGACAAGAAAGCAAGUUAUUUCUCAAAAGGAUUUUUGAUUCCCUUGUUAAAAUACUAAAACUCCAUUUUUGCUUUUUUUUUUUUUUUUUAUUACUAGAAGAGAUUUAUAGGUGAAAGCAUUUCGGGUACCACCACCGUACAAAAGCAGUAGCUGAAUACAAAGCAUUUUCUGAUCACCUGCAUCAAAGACAGUCCUUUAGACAUUUAAUCUACAUUUGGAUGGCCUUAAUAGUUACCUCUCCAUCGUCAUCUCUGACACCUGUUGGGUGAUAAACAAGGAAUCAUAUGCAAAGCUGAGAGGAUAAAUAAUUUUGGAAAAUGUUCUAAUUUACACAGGAGUUAUACAGUAGAGAUUCUUUUUUCCAUUCUUUAAAGAAAAAACAUGUAAGAAGAGAAUGACAACCCAAAUAUUUUUGUCAAGCUAAACCACUGAGUACUUGAGUACCUUGAGUACUGUGUCCGGUUCUAGGCCCCUAAGUUUAGGAAGGAUGCUGAGAUGCUUGAGCACAUCCAGAGGAGGGUAACGAGGCUGGUGAAGGGCUUGGAACACAAGCCCUAUGAAGAAUGGCUAAGGGAGCUGGGGUUGUUUAGCCUGUCAAAAAAGGAGGCUCAGGGGAAACCUUAUCUCUCUACAAUUACCUGAAAGGUGGCUGUAGUCAAGUGGGGGUCAGUCUCUUCUCCCAGGCAACCACUGACAGAACAAGAGGACACAGUCUUAAGCUGUGCCAAGGGAAGUUUAAGUUAGACGUUAGAAAAAAAAUUCUUUACUGAAGGAGUGAUUGCACACUGGAGUCAUCUGCCUGGGGAGGUGGUGGAGUCACUGUCCCUGUACAUGUUUAAAAAAAGACAGGACAUGGCAAUCAGUGCCAUGGUUUUGUUGAUGAGGAGCUGUUGGGUUAGGUCAUAGGUUAGACUUGAUGAUCUCAAAGGUAUUUUCCAACCUAGUGCAUUCUGUGAUUCUGUAACAUGGCUUGUACCCUCUGAAUUAAUUUAAUCAGUUUCAUCAUUGUGAGAUUUCUUAAGAGUCAUACUUUUAAAAUUUAUACCUAAAAUCAAGUAGAUUAUUUUUAAAACAAUACAAUCAAAUUACUUGCCUUACUUCAUGGGAAGUUAUUUCCUUCAAUUAAAACAAAAUAAUACCAUAUUGACUAUUUGCUUUCAAUUUGUUUUCAUUUUCCUUUGCAUAAGUGAUUCUUACCACAAAAAUGAAAAAGAAAAGCAUAUUACAGGGAAUGUAAAAUAACCCAGUUUGAUUAUAAGAUGCUUAACCACUUUUUUAAUAGGAUUUUAUGUUCUUGAGACUGUGUACAUUUAAGACUAUAGAAAAUGCUUUACCAUGUAAAGUAUAGACACUCAUUUUUGUGAUGUUUAAGCCACAUGCUGUUGAUUGGUAAACAGCUUAUUUUGAUCAAAUAACGACAAAUCUGUAUGCUUAUAGAAAGACUGUGAAGGACUGUGUCUUAAAACUGUCUUAUUUAUGAUGUAUAAGUAGCAUAGAGCAAAUAAAUUCUUUGCAUACUU
Messenger RNA from Passer domesticus (house sparrow), 7825 nucleotides. Its product is annotated as splicing regulatory glutamine/lysine-rich protein 1-like. Gene Ontology annotation, cellular component: nucleoplasm. The transcript has 13 exons. Bases 3587 to 5272 code for a protein of 561 amino acids. The record is from RefSeq and is a predicted model, not a curated record. Gene Ontology annotation, molecular function: RNA binding. Lineage: Eukaryota; Metazoa; Chordata; Aves; Passeriformes; Passeridae.